ACUGCUCGCGGUUCGCUCCCGGGCUCGCAGCUGCAGCGCCGGGCACGGGGCGCGGAGCGAGUCCCACCCGCCCGGCCAUGGGCUGCACAUGCAGCACGACCGGCCGCUGCCCAGCCAGGAGCAAGAAACGACUAAGAGCUCGGCAGCCAAAGGGGCAGGCUUCCCGGGAGCUGACGGCCGUGAAGACAGAGAAUCAUGCUCCCUUGCACGAGGAUGUGGAGACGACGAAGGCCCUGCUGCUGGAGGAGCAGAAGAGGGAGAUUGCGAGGCUGCUACAAGGACAUCAGGAGGAAACGGAGAGGCUGAAGGAAGCCCACCAGGCAGAAACCCAGAGACUGACCCAGGACGUUAAAAUCCAGGUGGAAAAGGAAAGAGAUUUAGAGCUUAACAAGCAGCUCUCCGAGCAGUUCGACACACUGAACAGAGAGCAUGAAGAGAACCUCCGAGAAGUCCAGAGGGCCCAUGACCAGGAGAUGCUGCUCUUAAAGGAAUCCUACCAAACGUCCCAGUCUUCCUUACAGGAGACGAUUGACAGGUUAAAUUCCCAGCUGAAAUCCUUCCAGGAGAAAAUGAAACGGGUGGAGGAAUCGAUCUUGAGCAGAGACUAUAAGAAACAUAUUCAGGAUUAUGGGAGCCCCAGCCACUUCUGGGAGCAAGAACUGGAGAGUCUGCAUUUUGUCAUAGAGAUGAAGAACGAACGCAUCCAUGACCUGGACAAGAAGCUGCUGAACUUGGAAACAGUGAUGGAGAGGAACCUGCUUCUGGAGGAGAAAGUGAAAACCCUUCAGCAGGAGAAUGAGGAUCUGCACGUUCAGACACAGAACCACUUGACAAUGACAAGGCAACUGUCUGACAAGCUCCUGGUGGUUCGGGAGGCCCUGGACAAGGAGUCCCAGCUGCGGGAGCAGGCGCACCGGGAGAAGGAAGAGCUGCUGUACAGGGUCCUGAACGGUGACUCCUCCCCCACCUUCCCCAUCCCCCCCAGCGAGGUGCCGCUCAUCGCCACGUAGCGCUCUGGGAAGCGGCGACGGAGGCUGCUGGGAUGAGGAAGCAAGCGAGGGGCACCAGAGACUCUUCCACCCCUCGUUUUAGCCCUUCCUUUAUUGCACAGGUCCAGAGCUGCAGUCAUGGGGACUCUGUCCGGUAGAAGGGGAGCUGCUCAGACUUCCAACCUUGGGACGGCCUCCCUCUAAGUGGACAGUGCAGUAUUUCUUGGGACCUUUUCAAUGGGCUUUUACCCCUCCUGUGUGUCCCCCUGUCUGACUCUGAACAUGGGGGAGCUUACGAGACACCCCAGAACCUAGACACGUGCGGCGCGAGGUGUCCUGGCUGCCCCUGGCUUCACAUCUCAGUCAGUAGCGGUGGUUACAAGGGGACCCAAGGGGAGCCAAAGGGCUCUCCGGUGCAUUCGGGGUGGGGAAGAAGAGGUCUGUUUCCCGCACUGGUUUGCCCAGGGGAAUCUGAACCGGAGCCCUGCAUCUGAACAGCCUCAGCUUUUGGGGAAGUUUUGGAUCAGGCUCCGGGGCUGAAGUUCGCCGCUCGGGUCCAUCUCUAACCAGAACCGAAGAGAAGGAUGCUCGUCUCAGAUGGAGCUGUUUAACACAGCACCUAGCUGAGUCCAGCAUCAGCCCCCGCGGGGCGGCUUUGUGGUGUACACAGGCAAGCAGCGGGUCAGGCGACCCCUGGGCGUCUCUCUCUGGGAUUCUUCAAGAACAACCCCGCAAGGAAAGUUUGAGAGUCUCGGAGCUGGAACGCGCUGCUCUGUGUGACCCAGGCUCAGGGCUGUCACUGGCAGAAGAUGGUGCCCUCUGCUGGCCAAGAAGCAACACCGGCUUCGGAAGAAGCAGCAAGCCUGCCAUUCCCAGCUGGAGAAACGGCUCCGAUGGCCUGUAGCAGGCACCCAAAGUGGUGCCCGAGGCAGCAAAGAGGGGGAAUGUCUGCUGGGCCGUGUGAGGAUGGGGAAAGUGGGCGAGAGGUGGACAGAGCUGGUCUCUCCCUGGUGCGCUCACUGCCCAGGCUUUCUGGGAGCAGAUGGUUCCAGCUCCAUAGGGUUGCCCAUGGACCCCCUGUCCCUGGAAACCGCAUGGCAGUGGCAACCAGAGCUGGACCAGUGAGCGCCUUCAGCAGGAGUUUGGGGAGCAGCAGAGGGGAAGAUGGAUUGUAGCAAACAUGCCCCCGUCUCAGAAAUCCCAGCCCUGCCUGCGGAUGGAUCAUGUGGUCCAGUAGCGCCUUUGGGGAGGAGAUGGGGGGCACAUGUACAGGGACUGGCCUAGAGCUCCUGGUGCCCAACGACUAGGUUACAUGGGCCCAUGGAGGGUGACGGGGGAGUUUGCUCCUGUGAAUGGGGCUGCUUGUCUCGUCCUGCUCCGUUCCCAGGACUUUGCUGAACCCUGUGCUGGGCUCACCCUGGCGAGACCCCAUAUCUCCUGCCGUGCUGGUCCUUUCUGGCUCCCAGCUCCAUAGUGAACCUUCCUUGGGGCCGCUGCAGUGAGAAUCACCAUCUCCUGUAGCCUUCGCCUUUUGAUUGUCCGUGGCCCCGGUGGCCUUCCCUGACAGCCUCGGCUUCUCUUCCAGGUCCCACGUCCUCCUUCCUGUUGGCUUCUUGCCAGAGUUCAGCCCACGGCCUGCUGAGUUUUCUUUUGCUCUUGUUUCAGAGCACUGCCUCCCAGGGCUUCCCUCCUUGGAAUCUCCCCUCCUCCAGGGACUGCCACAGGUGCCUGUCCCCUUCUGCAGCUCCUCUUCACAGUCCUCCAAGCUUCAGUCCAAAUCCCCCGUAGACUUUGCUUCCUCCUGGCUCAGGACAACCGUCCUGUUGCCCCAGGCUUCCUCCUGGGCCAGCACCUUCUAGUUCUGGCUCUAGCCUCCUCUCUGCCCUUAGCCCAAGAGAGGACAGUCCUAGGUCUCCCUCUCUCCUGGGUCUCCACCCUGGCCUUUCUUUCUGCUCUGCUCCUUCCCUUAUGAAGGCCCAAGCUCCAGUUACAUCUAACACCCCUCCAGGUGCCACCCAGUGGCCUAACAGGACUCAGGCUGGGUUAACCAAGCUGGAGGUUUAUAC
Molecule: messenger RNA, 3055 nt
Organism: Terrapene triunguis (Three-toed box turtle)
Lineage: Eukaryota; Metazoa; Chordata; Testudines; Emydidae
Gene: CCDC69
Product: coiled-coil domain containing 69
Exons: 9
Coding region: 78-1010 (310 amino acids)
Cellular component (GO): nucleus; cytoplasm
Molecular function (GO): microtubule binding
Source: RefSeq, a predicted model, not a curated record